AUGAGUUCAUCUAUAAAGAUCCAACCAGACUUAAAUACUCUUAACCAAUUAAUCAAAGAAAAUGAUAAUUCUUCUAUCAAUAUGUACCCAGUAUACACUUUCUUACCAGCACUAGAUUUAACUCCACAUGUAGCAUAUUUAAAAUUGGCUGACCUUAAUAAUCCUGCUAGACAUGAAUCCUUUCUUUUAGAGAGUGCUAACACUAACAUGGAAUUGGACCGUUUCUCCUUUAUAGGUAUCAAACCAAGAAAAAUCAUUAAGACUGGCCCAACUGAAGGUAUAGAAACAGACCCAUUGAAUAUUCUAGAAGAUGAGAUGAAUAAAUGCAAAUUGGCAUCCAACAUUCCUGGUUUACCUAAAUUGAGUGGUGGUGCCAUUGGCUACAUCUCUUACGAUUGUGUACGUUAUUUCGAACCAAAGACCGAAAGACCAUUGAAGGAUACGUUGAAAGUCCCUGAAGCCUAUUUGAUGUUAUGUGACACCAUAAUCGCUUAUGACCAUUUUUUCCAAAGAUUCCAAAUCAUCCACAACAUUAACCUUAAAGAAACCUCUUUGAAAGAAGGGUAUGCCGUGGCCACCGAAAUCAUCUCCAACAUUGUCAAUACUUUAAACGAUAACUCUAAACCUAUCCCAUAUCCUGAGCAACCCCCAAUUGCCUUGAACCAAACUUUUACAUCCAACAUCGGUGAAGAAGGCUACCAAAAACAUGUACGUGCGUUGAAAGACCAUAUCAAGAAAGGUGAUGUUAUUCAGGGGGUCCCAUCCCAAAGAGUCGCUAGACCAACUUCUUUACAUCCUUUCAACAUUUAUCGUCAUCUACGUACCGUUAAUCCAUCUCCAUAUCUUUUCUAUAUCGAUUGUCUCGAUUUCCAAAUUAUUGGUGCAUCUCCAGAAUUAUUGGUCAAAUCCAAUAAUAAAAAUGUGGUCGUUACGCACCCAAUCGCUGGUACUAUUAAACGUGGUAAAACACCUGAGGAAGACGAUGAAUUGGCUAACAUCUUAUCCAACUCAUUGAAGGACCGUGCUGAACACGUCAUGCUUGUUGAUUUAGCACGUAAUGACAUAAAUAGAGUCUGUGACCCAAUGACUACGAAAGUAGAUAAAUUGUUGACUGUUCAAAGAUUCUCUCAUGUUCAACAUUUGGUCUCUGAAGUUAGUGGUACUUUGAGAUCAGAUAAGACAAGAUUUGAUGCAUUUAGAUCUAUCUUCCCUGCCGGUACUGUUUCAGGUGCUCCAAAGGUUAAGGCCAUGGAAAUUAUUGGAGAGUUAGAAGGUGAGAGAAGGGGUGUCUAUGCAGGUGCAGUAGGUAAUUGGUCUUACGAUGGCAAAACAAUGGAUACGUGUAUUGCUUUAAGAACUAUGGUUUAUAAAAACGGUAUUGCUUAUUUACAAGCAGGUGGUGGUAUCGUUUUUGACUCUGAUGAACAUGAUGAAUAUAUUGAAACCAUGAAUAAGAUGAUGGCUAAUCAUAACACUAUUGUUCAAGCUGAAGAAAUCUGGGCCGCCAAAGUUGGUAGUAUUUAA
Messenger RNA from Arxiozyma heterogenica, 1524 nucleotides. RefSeq names its product anthranilate synthase TRP2 (gene TRP2). Gene Ontology annotation, biological process: L-tryptophan biosynthetic process. The transcript has a single exon. The coding region runs from base 1 to 1524 and encodes 507 amino acids. Lineage: Eukaryota; Fungi; Ascomycota; Saccharomycetes; Saccharomycetales; Saccharomycetaceae. Gene Ontology annotation, molecular function: anthranilate synthase activity. The record is from RefSeq and is a predicted model, not a curated record.